This is a messenger RNA of Naegleria fowleri, 1581 nucleotides long. RefSeq lists its product as uncharacterized. The transcript is spliced from 3 exons. Gene Ontology annotation, biological process: carbohydrate metabolic process. The record is from RefSeq and is a predicted model, not a curated record. Gene Ontology annotation, molecular function: hydrolase activity, hydrolyzing O-glycosyl compounds. Bases 1 to 1581 code for a protein of 526 amino acids. NCBI's taxonomy places the organism in Eukaryota, Heterolobosea, Eutetramitea, Acrasida, Naegleriidae.
AUGCACUUUUCUUUUCUUCUGACGAUCGUUGGAGUGUUCAUUGUACAUGUAAUCACCUGUAAAGAUCCAAGUGUUCUGGCAUCUUCUUCGGUGCAUCGAGUUCUCCAACGUUCAAUCAACACGACCGUUCAUUUCCGAGUUCAUUUAGAUCGUUCUCCACAAUCACCAUUUCAUCACUAUUGGAAAACAAGUGUAGGCAGCGGUCAUGCAAGCCUUUGUCUUCAUACGACAUGGAGAGAACAUGUUCUCAAGGCAAAGCAAGAAUUAGGCUUUACAGGUAUUCGUUUUCAUGGAAUUUUCUCGGAUGACAUGAGUGUGGUGUUGGGUCCUGGAGAUGAUGAUCAAAAGCCUUACUAUUAUUCCUUCUUUAAUGUUUUUAAUUGCUUUGAUUUUUUACUUCAUUCUGGUAUCCGACCUGUGGUGGAAAUUGGAUUCAUGCCCGAGUUGUUUGCCUCUAAUGCAUCACAAACGGUCUUUCAUUGGAAAGGCAUUGUUUCACCACCAAAGAGAUAUGAUCUAUGGGAUGAUUUAAUUUCCUCAUUUGGAAAUGCUCUUGUUCAAAGAUAUGGCAUUAAGGAAGUAUCGAAUUGGGUCUUUGAGGUUUGGAAUGAGCCUAAUUUACGGAAUGGAUUUUGGUAUGGAUCUAAGGAGGAGUAUUUUGAAUUGUAUCGACAUACUGCUUUGGCAUUGAAACGAGCUCAUAAAGAAUUGAGAGUUGGAGGUCCUGUCACUGCCUUUGCAGAGUGGAUUCCCGAAUUUAUUCAAUUCACAAAGAGUAAUAAUGUUCCUCUCAAUUUCAUAUCGACUCAUCAGUAUCCAACUGAUGAAUUUCCAGUGUUGAGAGAUUUCUUAUGGCAAAAUGUGAAAAAAACAAAGAGUAUUGUCGUGGAUCAUUACAAGUUGCCUCUUUAUUAUACUGAAUGGAAUGCUGGUUUACAGGAUGGAAGAGGUUCUCACUUUUAUCAAGACUCUGCCUAUCCUGCUGCCUACAUUGUGAAGGCUCUUUUUGAACUAUACUCUCAGGUCGAGUUGUUUUCUUUUUGGUGUGUUUCUGAUAUUUUCGAAGAAGGAGGUCAACAAUCGUUACCAUUCUCCGGAACCUAUGGCUUAAUCACCAAUAAUGGAAUUAGAAAACCAGUGUGGAGAGCGUUUGAACUGAUUGGCCAAAGUGGAGAUUAUCUAAUUGAGGUUGAGAAAGUAUCAAUUCCAUCAUUGAAAAACUCCACCGUUGAUGCGUAUGCCACUGUGAACUCAAAAACUGGCGAGUUGGUGGUGUUUGUCACAAAUUGGCAAAUACCUGGAUUGCCUCAAAUGACCUAUGAUGUUUCUGUUAGCUUUUCAAAUAGUCUUGUUGAUGCUUGUACAUUGACCAUUAUUGACGAAACACAUUCAAAUGCAUUCACCAGAUGGCAACAGUUAAACAAACCUAUCUAUCCCACUAUUCAACAAAUUUAUGACCUUCAAAAGAGUAGUGAAUUGAUACCACAAUCCCUUAAGGUCAACUCAGAUGGAACUAUAACAAUUUCAACACCGAUUCUUUCGCCUUCGCUUCAUGUCAUUCGUUGUGUAAAAGCGAAAUAA